Linum trigynum is the source of this 2412-nucleotide messenger RNA. The record is from the annotation of a GenBank genome assembly. Lineage: Eukaryota; Viridiplantae; Streptophyta; Magnoliopsida; Malpighiales; Linaceae.
UGCGUAAGUUUUCUCUACACAAUUGGUUGAUAGAGUAGUAAAAAAAAAUUAUGCAAAUACUAAAUGGAUUCACUUGAGACGAAGUGAGAAGUGUUUAAAUUGGUAUAGUCUUACUAAUUUACUAUGAACUUAUUAUAAAUUUUAGUCAACUUUCUUAAUGGCUAGUUGGAGAUUUGCAUUUGCGGGUUAACCCGCGAUCCAACCGCACCCAUCCGCCACCCACCCAACCCGACCCGCAGAAGAAUGUGGGUGGAUUACGGGUCACAAUUAUUCCAACUCGCUAGUAAGCAGGUGGGUCAAUUUGAAACGAAAACCCUCUCAUUGCCCACCCCUAGGUCCGCCCCAACCAUAAUAGUGCCUCUCGAGGUAACCAAAGGGUCACGACCCCAACCCUCUAAGAAUGACCCACCGUUAUAUGGCACGAAGUGCAGGAAAAAGUCUAACCAUGUUGCUGCUACUAGGGUUAACUUGACAUAAGAGGAUUUGGUGGCCGUGAUCGCCGAUAUGAUAGCUGAAGUUAACCUCGCCGGUAACUCAAAAGGAUGGUGGUUGGAUAUGGGAGCCUUGAAGCACAUCUAUAAUAACCGUGCCAUGUUCAAGACAUACAAUGAGGCACCUGAUGAUAAGAAAGUGUUGUUGGGGAUUCCCCACACCACUAUAGUUGCUGGUUCUAGGGAUGUGGAGCUGAGCUUUACCUCUGGAAAGACGAUGACUUUGAAGGAUGUCUUGCACACUCCAUAGAUAAGGAAGAAUCUUGUUUUGGGUUAUUUUUUGAAUAAGGCUGGGUUUACUCCGACUAUUGGGGCUGACUUUUAUACCCUUACUAAGAAUGUGAAUUUUCUGGGAAAGGGUCAUGCUUGUGAUGGAUGUUUAAGUUGAAUGUGGAAAGCAAUAAGAUGAAUUCUUUAGUUUACAUGCUGUGUAAUUUUAAUGUUUGGCAUGCUCGUCUUUUUCAUGUCAACACACAAAUUAUAAAGAAUUUGAGAAACUUAGGACACAUCGCUAAACCCUUAAUGAAUGAAUUUGAUAAAUGUGAUUUAUGUAGACAAGCUAAAAUAACGAAAACGCCCCAUAAAUUUGUGAGUAGAGAAUCAUAACCCCUAUAUCUGAUUCAUUCUGAUAUUUGUGAACUAGAUGAGACGUUAACUAGGUUUGGCAAGAGAUAGUUUAUCACUUUCAUAGAUGAUUGCUCUAAUUAUUACUUUGUUUAUUUGAUGAAAAACGAAAGUGAUGCCCUUGAUAUGUUUAAGGUAUUUGUGGUUGAAUUUGAAAAUUAGUGCAACAGAAAAAUAAAACAACUUAGAAGUGAUAGAGGAUCAGAGUACGACUCUAAUCCCUUCAAUAAAUUCUAGGCCUGAUAAUCGGUUCGGUUGCGGUUUAACCGAACCGAUUCGUCGGUUAACCGCCACCGAAGAUAGGCCGUUACCACCAACCGUCACCGAAGCCGAGAAGGUCUACGGUUAGCCGCCACCGAAACCGCUAACUGCGGUUAGUCGGCUAAACCGACCCUCACAAUUAAAAUAAAAUAAGGGGAAUUUUUGGGUUGUCUCUCUCCUUCUCUCUGGAAAUUUCCUAAUCCAACUCCCGUAUCUCUCUUUCUCACUCAAAAUCUUCUCCAAUCUUUGAAAUUUCCCUCUUUGACUCCGCUGCUCCUAGCCUCUUCCCCUCUCACUUUGCAACGACGGUGAGCUGGCAAUCGGCUCCGACGAAGGGCGUCGGCGAGGUAGAUGGGAGGCGGUGGCGACGAGGAAGAAUGCAGGGCGGCGAGGAUGGAACAUGCAAGGUGAUGCAGGGGACGGCGAUGACGACGGCGACCGAAGAUCGACCUGCUGCUACGGCCAAUAGGCCUUGGAUCUGGAGGAUGAAGAAGGGGCGGAGACUGAGACCGCUUUGAUUCUUUCGGCUUUGCAGUUCUCGUCAACCUCCGCGAAUGAAGAAGGACGGGAUGGCGACGAAGACCAAUGAUCGAUCUUCACUGCUGCAGCCUGCAACGACCCCUUCUCCUUCUUGGCCUUCUUUUGCUGGAUCUCGAUGGCGGAAGACAGCGAUUGAGGAUGAAAGGGCAACAAAAAUUCUUCUUCUAGAGAGCCAUUGAGGGGUUGGGACUUGGGUUGGGAGGGAGAUUAGGGGGAAAAGGAGUGGCGGAGCGGUUAUGCGGCGCACCGAUUUUAUCUCGGUUAGCCACCGACGGUUGCCGGUUAACAUAAAUCCCCAAAACAGCCCACCGACACCGCCACCGAGGGUAAGUUAUCAGUUUUCGGUUCGGUGAAUAACCGCUCGGAUCGGAUUGGUUUUCGGUUUAACCGAGAAACCGCCAACCGAUUAUCACCCCUAAUAAAUUCUAUAGCUCACAUGGUAUCAUUCAUGAAACCACGACACCAUACUCACCAAAAAUGAAUAGUAAAGCCGGGC